Messenger RNA from Ascoidea rubescens DSM 1968, 405 nucleotides. RefSeq lists its product as uncharacterized. Bases 1 to 405 code for a protein of 134 amino acids. The transcript has a single exon. NCBI's taxonomy places the organism in Eukaryota, Fungi, Ascomycota, Saccharomycetes, Ascoideales, Ascoideaceae. The record is from RefSeq and is a predicted model, not a curated record.
AUGUCUUGUUCUUGUGUUUGCUCUAGUUCUGGUCCUGGUAAUUCAUUGGAGGGCUCUUCCUGUGGUAAGGCUAAGCCAGAGGUUCUCUCUAAUGUUGUUGAUUGCUGCAAAAACUGCUGUGAACUGAUUUGCGAUGAUAGCUCAGCUGGCGAGAAAGAAAAAUGUGCUGAAGUUUGCAAAAAAUUGUGUGCUGAAUGUUGUCAAAAAUGCUUUGAAAAAUGUUGCAACAAUUCAUCAAAUGAAAAAUUCCAAGAGUUUUGCGAUAACUUCUGCAAAGAGUUUUGUGAAAAGUUUUGUAGCAGUUACAACAAUCUUUCAAAGGAUUCUGUUCAAGACUUUUCUCAAAAGUUCUGCGACGAAUUUUGCAACGAAUUUUGCAAUGAUUUUUGCCAAAAAUAUGGUUAG